This is a messenger RNA of Amoebophrya sp. A120, 4769 nucleotides long. NCBI's taxonomy places the organism in Eukaryota, Dinophyceae, Syndiniales, Amoebophryaceae. The record is from the annotation of a GenBank genome assembly.
CUCACUUUGAACGAAAACCCAGCCGCUCUGAAAAAUCUCUAUGGACCCCUGAUGUACGGAAUGCCAACGGAAGUCGUGCUUCGAGCUGCCACAGGGAACAAAGGUAGAGCGAACAUCAAAAGCCGAAGCACAACAUCAACUGCAAAAACCCAACGACAUCAACACACCCUUCUGGUUCACCUGGACGCAAAGAUGACUGCAGAGCAAAUAGCCCAAGUGUCAGAAUUCGCUGCCAGGGUCAACGGAAACGAAUUUCUACCGACGACAAAUAGCAUCGUUGUUUUGCCCCGGCAGUUCCGGAUCACCAAGGGCGGACAGAGCCUCUUGAAAACGAAACUCUACGGGAUGGCCUUCGCUGCGGCCUGGUUUUCAACAACGGCGGGAGCUGCCCGAGCUGCAUCUUCAGACAAGAAAAACUCACCCAAGGUUACCAUAUCAUCAAACGACGCUGCAGGGCGUUCGGGGUCCGGUCCGCUUUUUACCGUUGAUAGCCCUCAUGUUGCGGCUCGCACAUCAGACGUCGACUUCGACUUUUGGAUCCACAUCAGCGAGACCCAUGCGGUGUUGCGGAAAAACAUCGAGUCCUUUCUACGGCCGCUCAAAGGCUACAACCUGAUCGCCAUGGAUGCGUGUUGGAAGGCGCACUGCGCCCGGCCGCUCGGGUUCUCCUGCGUGGACGAAUCUUUGACCUUCAACUCGCUCCACGGCAAGCUCCAGAUGCACAAGCCGCUGCGGUUUCGGCAAAAAUCCGCGCGCGGGCCGGAGUGGGGUGUGUGGAGCAGCAGUUUUGUGCGGGAGGUGGCAGAGGUGCUCGUGUUGAACGAGGAAGUACUGGAGAGCGAGGAUGUCGAAGAAAAGAGAGCCGCCGGGGAACAAGACGCAGAUGUUGACACUGCAACCGGUAAAAAACCGGAACAAGCAAGGACCUCCGCUGGUCGUGAGGCAGAAGCUGCGUCGACAUCGACGAAAGCCGCCUCCACUCUUCCUCGAAAUCUUCAUCAAGAUUUCAACGACGUUAAUCUUCCCCCCGGCAUCAAACUUUUGCCUGCAACCGAAGAGUACUGGGUCAGCAGCACGACGAGCGGCACGGAUAUGCGAUGCAAAUGCACUCGUUCGACCGGAGUACACGUUCUUCAAAAUGCAUCACAAACUGCGAUGCCAAGAUGAAGAAGAACUACUUAGUAAAAUCUGGUGCCACGAAUGGACCUUGUCAAUCUGAGUAUGAUCCUGCUCGUUGAUGCGCAAAAAAUUCUGUCAUAUUGCAGCAGUGUCGGCAUUUGGAAUUGUACUUAGGUGUAGGGCGGGUAAAUUUGUAUUGCAUAGCAAACAAGUUUGUCCUGUUCCCGACGUUCGAGGAAAAUGUGGAGUGGAAAAGACGAGACAACGGGUUCGAAGACGUCUUUCAUGCUGGAACAAGUGUUACAACUAGAGGCAGCGCACAAGGACAUGAUGCUGGUCAUAAUGCAGUACCGCCGCAGGCAGAAAAAGACGAACUCCAGCUAGAAGUACAGAGAGCGACAGCUCGUCUGCAACGCGUAGAUCGCAUGUUUGAAGAUGUGGACAUCGGACAAGACGAGGAGUCUCCUUCUGGCGCGGGAGCAGGAGGCGCUGCCUCCUCUAGAAGUAGAAAAAGAAAUUUUUACACCCGAAGGACGACUUCUACUUCCUAUCACUACCUCCCCACGCUCCAGCAACGCCAGACCGCAAUCUUCCUGAUUCGGGACGCUCUCGCCCAAUACCAAUCAGACGAGGCCUACUGGGUGCAGGCGUUGCGGCUACGCAUUGCAAAAGUUGUAAUAUCGUACUAGAAGGCGAGAUUGCAUUUAUUUGAAAGGAAAUUAUAAUUCUGUCGUACAGAUUCAGGCUAGGGAGAGGUGUUUUGUCCUGCAUAAAGGCAACUACGACCUGUGCGAGUGCUGAUACUUUUGCAGAGGAUCCCGGCACUCGCCUAACCACUGCGACAAGAUGGUGAACGCCAACCUGCACAUCAACGGUGUGGUGAUGGUAUCCAAUGCAAAAACUGUCUUUCUGGUUCAUCUCGUCUAUCCUGGAAGGCUGCGUAGCCAUUUUUUGGGAUGUAGAUUUUGCAAUACCUCGCAAGUGGUCUGCAGCUACAACUUCAUCUGUGCUCACAUGGCAAGACAGAUUUUUCUAUGUGCAACUUGAUUUCUGCGCACCAAAAUUUCGCACUGGAGUUCCAGAGGACGAGGACGCAGACAUGAAAUUUCCAUAAAUUCAUACAUGGCCAGUAACAGCAACUACAAAUCCACUCGGUACCACGGGGAGUUGGACGCAAUUGGGACCAAUUCUCCACAGAUGUUGGAUGACAUUCUCUUGGGCGCAUUACGACCAGAUGAAGAACACGAGCUAGAUGAUGGCGCGACGGUACUAGAAGGGGGUAAAAAAGAUGAUCUUACAGAUCAUACGGCUGAUGAUGCACAAAGUACUUCUACAAUGGCUGCUGGUAGCGAAGCCGAGAGGACCUGCUCCGCCAAGAACAGCGGGUUGGGAACAACUGCUUCUGCCAAGAGGAAGAGCAGCUACACAACAUUGACAUCCUUCGAGAACGCGACGGCCUCGCCAAGUAAGGUCAAGCCAGGGAAGAUGAAAAAGAAGAAGAAAAAAUCAACCUCCGAAAAAUAUGUGAACGACAUCAUUUGGAAAAACUAUUUUAACAACGAGGAGAACUUUUUCGCGCGGAAGCUGCAGAGCCCGGAAAUCCAGAGUCACGUGUUUUUCGAGCGGCUUGCAGGGCGGAGUGGGACGAAGUAUGACGAGGAGAUAGCAGCUGCUGCUGCUCUUUUCGACGAUAAUCGAGAGGAUCUUGACGAUGUUGAGAGGAGAACAGGAGCUUCGAUUGCGACAUCUUCAGAGGGGGACCGGGCCACGCGGCAACGAGAGCGCGUCCACUCUGAGGAGGAAACAAGUACUCGAAGUGAGCGACGGGGACAGAGUCAGCAAGCUGGUUCACCCCGACCAGUAGAAGAACCUCCUGAGCUAAAUAACUGUUGCAACCCACCCUUGGCGGAAGUGAAGAUAUUUUUGCAAGAUGAACAAGGAACCGAUGGCGGACUAAACGCAAAUCCAAAUGGCGAUAAUGCACAUGCAAUGUUGGUAACGAAUACAAUCGACCCUCCCGCAAGUUCGCCGGCCUUUCCGGGCUUCGUGAAGCUUACAGCGGCGCCAGACGAGUGGGAUGACGACAAGAGCAGGACGGGAAAGAAGAAAAAGAAGAAGAGAAACAAGAAACGCGAUUCAUCAAAUGCGAAUGAUCACCAUCACAUUCACAAUCCGGUUCGCAUUUGGGACGUUCCGUGGAACUACGGAGAGGAGGAGUUCUUGAUGCAGGAGCGACAAAGAAGUCUGCUGUCACCAACAGAUGGAGUCCACUCUUCUCACCAACAAACAUCAUUGGCCAGCAGCGCGCCACCCGCCGAGGAUGCGGACCGCAAAGUCUUCCUCAAGUUGAGUUGGGUGAACCUUUUUCGCGAGCACCCCUCGGCGCCGUCGGCCGGCACGCCCGUCGCAACCACGGGCGCACCGUUGCCAAGCAAGUACAAAAUUGAAGUGCUACGGAUGCUAGAGAACGCGGCGGAUAAAGAAACGAGUAGUAGCACCACAUCUUCUCCACGACGAGGAGGACCCGGAGAUCUUCCAGCCACAACGCGAAACAGCACGAAGCAGCAGGUUCUAACAAUUCCAAGAAUCCACCCGACGAGUUACGGCUGGGCGUUCCUGGAUGAAGGAAGGAAGCCGAUCGAUUCAGGCCGGGUGUUUUUUACGCAUUUGGUGGAAAUUCCCCUGCCGUUGCUUUUGGAAGACGACGAUAGCGAUAGGAUUAGGACGCGAGAAGUACCACAGCAGCAGGGUGGUCGUGUUGAAAAGGAAGCACACGCAGCAAAUAACGCGACCAGGAGAAACGAAGAGGCUGGUUAUGGUAGGAAUACAGCUCGUCGCUUUUUGCUAAAGAUCAGCGGAUUCGGCGAGCGCGAAUUUCGUGUGCGGAUUCCAGCAAGAAGCACGUCACUGAGGCGAGGCUCUGCGAUUGUUGAUGUGGAUAGAAUGAAAGAACCUGCAAUAAACCUGGCGCCGAAUGCGCGUAUGACAAGGACACAGGAUGAACUGUGAUGAAGGGAAGAGGACGCGACAGUUUUGAAAGUAGGCAAAGAAGAGCAUCAAGAUCAUUUGAUACAACCGAAGUACCAUGACGACUCUCAACAGUCGGAGAACGAUCGUUGUGUCGUCUCUUAUCAUGAUUCGACAUUCACAUUCGCGCAAGACUAAUGCGAAUAUGCAGCAUAUUCUUAUUCAUGCGAGCCAGUAGUGUAUGGCAGUGUGAAGCCGUAGGCGAAAAAACAAGUUGCUAGCUCGAUAUGUGAUUUCAAAUGAUACUGUGCGAGUCUUUGGCUUUCGGUUACAACGAUCUCCACUUCAAAAAACAACUACGUACACGAUGGCUACUUUUACUUUUGCGAACUGACCACGAUUACUUUCUCGGUCUUCAAUAGUGAAGCCUAAAUCAUGCCUUAACCUCCUGGUACCUUCGGUUCGUACAACAGUACACAAUUAUUUCAAGUCGUUCGGCUUCAUACAAGGCUAAACUUGAACUUCGGUUGUGCACCGACCUCGUUCCAAGAAGCUCUCGGUUUCGAUUUUCGUACACAAAAUACUUUGUUUCGUGCACACCAAACGGACAUCGGAUUGGACUUUUUCCAAAAAAAAAAAAUCUUCUUGCCUUCGGGAAAAUGAAAAACCGAAUUAUUUUUCAU